Solanum dulcamara is the source of this 1092-nucleotide messenger RNA. RefSeq names its product ninja-family protein AFP3-like. The record is from RefSeq and is a predicted model, not a curated record. The coding region runs from base 104 to 934 and encodes 276 amino acids. Gene Ontology annotation, cellular component: nucleus. The transcript has 2 exons. Gene Ontology annotation, biological process: negative regulation of DNA-templated transcription; signal transduction. NCBI's taxonomy places the organism in Eukaryota, Viridiplantae, Streptophyta, Magnoliopsida, Solanales, Solanaceae.
GGCUUUCAAACUUUUAUGAAACUUUUCUAUUCCAAUUUUAUAAUUAUUUUUUUUUAGUUUCGAAAAAUUCAAAAGCUUUCUCAAUUUUUAGAUUUUUACUAAAAUGGAGAAAGCUGAAGAAAAAGGAAAAGAGAAAUUAGAGUGUUUUUUGAGUGGUGGGUUGAUAAGUCGCAAAAGGAAUGUAGAGGAUGAAAAUGUUGAUGUAGAGCUAAGAUUGGGGCUUUCAUUGAAUGGGAAUUAUGGAUUUGACCCGAAAAAGCCUAAAAUAUUGAAUCGUUCUUCUUCAGUAACUAAUGUAGUGCAUUCUGGUAAUAGAAAUGAGAAUGAAUUUCAAUUUUCACUUAUUAAUAGGACAUCUUCUUUGCCGAUGGAGAGUGAGGAGGAGUGGAGGCAAAGAAAAGAAUUGCAGUUUCUGAGCCGUCUGGAGGCGAAGAAGAGAUUGGAGAAAAUGAAGAAUGUUAGAGUUGUUAAGGAAAAUGGAAAUUCUUCUUAUCCGUCAUCAGAGGGAUCACAAGGAAGUGUUGCUUCAAGUGAGACAGGGUCUGAAACCCAACAGUUACCUAUUCAAGGUCCAAGUGGUAGUAGUACUAAUGUGAGAUCUGUAGACAGUGGCCUGUCAAUGGAGGGCAUGCAGAAACUGAUAGCAGAAGACCUGGAAACUACUAAUGAGAAGUCACCAGAAUUGUCAUCAGGGAAAAAUUGUAAAGAGAUGGUCAUGAAAAACUUCAUGUUCAACAUGCCUAGUGUUAGCGCAAGAGGUGAGGGACCAAAUGGAAAGAAGACUGAAGGAUUCUUAUACGCGUAUAAGAAGGGAGAAAAUGUGAAGAUUGUUUGUGUUUGUCAUGGUAAUUUUCUAACCCCAGCUGAAUUUGUUAAACAUGCUGGUGGAGGUGACGUAGAUAACCCUUUAAGGCAUAUAACUAUUAAUCCGUAGUGACAAUGUCUAGCUAUUGCUUGCCUAAAAACGGAUUAUUAGCUGUUUUAAUAUCGCUGUUAUUUGAUGUUUAAUUUCCUUUAGUUCUAAAAACUAAGUUUAGUAGUUAGCUAUUGCCCAAAAAGGUAUUAGCUUUGGUAUUAUCGUUGUUAUUUCAU